GCCGUGGAAGGAACGUGUUCCACAAACAAACCGCCCUAACCUCAAUGCGAAGUGGCAGUGUUUGGAUGGUGAUUUUCUGGAGUUUACGCCAAAAUUCGCAGCCUCGCCAUGGAAUCUGACCAGGAAAGUGCCAGUACGAGUAAACAGGAGCCGUCGGCGAAGGAUUUCGAUGUGAAAGACAAGCCAGUGUGCCUGAUUGUCCUGGGAAUGGCCGGUUCCGGGAAGACAACCUUUGUGCAGAAGCUCACGCAAUUCGCCUACAAAGAUAAGAUGCCCUAUGUGAUAAAUCUGGACCCAGCCUGCAAGGAAGUCCCCUAUCCCGUCAACAUUGACGUCCGGGACACUGUGAAUUACAAAGCGGUAAUGAAGGAGUACAAGCUGGGCCCCAACGGAGGAAUCGUCACAGCAUUGAAUCUCUUCUCAACCAAGUUCGGCAAAGUCGUGGAUCUCAUCGCGAAGGCGGGAGAGAAGCACGACUUGUGUAUCAUAGACACUCCAGGACAGAUUGAAGUCUUCACGUGGUCGGCUUCCGGGACGAUUAUCACCGAGGCUCUGGCCACGUCCUUUCCCACAGUCAUUGCCUACAUCAUGGACGUGCCGCGGUCGACUAAUCCCACCACGUUCAUGUCCAACAUGCUGUACGCAUGCUCAAUUCUGUACAAAGCUCGACUGCCCUUUAUCAUUGUGAUGAACAAGAUCGAUGUGGAGGAUCACAGCUUUGCGCUGGAGUGGAUGCAGGACUUUGAGGUGUUCCAGGAGGCGCUGGAGCAACACAAAUCCUACGUAAGCACGCUUACCAGGACGAUGUCUCUCACUCUGGAUGAGUUUUACAGGGAUUUGAAAGCGUGCGGAGUGUCUUCCAAGACAGGAAUAGGAUUUGCACACUUCUUAGAUCUCAUCAGCGAAGCGGUCAAGGAAUACGAGAAGGAAUACAAGAAGGACUACAUUCGACUGCGUGAUGCGAAGCAGAAGGAAGAGCGGCAGCGUGAGAAGGACAAGUUGACCAGAGCAGCUGGAGAUGGUGAGGGUACAGAAGUUCAAUUGGGUCUCGUCACGCACGUGCCCAGCGGACGAGAACUCUCAGACAUUUACCUGAAACACCCAGGAAACGAAGAGUCUGACGACGACGAAGGCACAGAAGAAGCGACAGUUGGACCGACAGACGAAGAGGCGGAAGAGCAGAAUUUUACCAGCUUCGUUAGCAAGCACAAGGAGAUGCAGAAGGACAAACAGCAGAGCAUGAAUCAGUGA
Phlebotomus argentipes is the source of this 1251-nucleotide messenger RNA. Its product is annotated as GPN-loop GTPase 1. The record is from RefSeq and is a predicted model, not a curated record. The transcript is spliced from 3 exons. The coding region runs from base 109 to 1251 and encodes 380 amino acids. Gene Ontology annotation, molecular function: GTPase activity. NCBI's taxonomy places the organism in Eukaryota, Metazoa, Arthropoda, Insecta, Diptera, Psychodidae.